AUGUCCUCCAGUCAACCCCAAUCACCACUGUCUGAGCCAUCAUCAGAUCCAUACCCCAGGCCUCCUCCUCUUCUUCUAAACCUCCCUCCUGAACUCAUAGACAACAUUCUUUCUCAUCUUUCGCCCUACGGCCUCUCCGCUAUAUCCGCUACAUGUCGAGAUCUGCAUAAGCACGCUCUCUCAGAUGUCCUCUGGUACCCCCUCGUUCAAGAAAACGUCCCAGGCGUCACUCUCACAAGCCCCCAGCCCUGCAACAGCUAUCAUGAGCUUUACGUCGCUCACGAUCGUCUCUGGUUCCUCCCUAGACAGAAAAUCUGGUUCUGCGAUAGAGAUCUUACUGGAAGACUCAUGAUUGUUCGCUAUGAUCCUCGGCGGGGUUGCAUCGAGGGCUAUCAAUUACUCGCCAGUAGAGACCGGCAAAUACAGCAAAGCUUCAUCGGACAAGGCGACGUUUUGAUCCAUGAGUUUGAUCCCAAGGUCAAACUUCAUCUUGAUAAGCCUGUGCUGCAGUUUCGCGUGGGAGAGCGAGCUCCGGAGGAUUUUCUGAGUCGGCCUGGUGCCAAUCGCUUCGCUGAUGAGAUGCCCGUGACUCUGGAUGACAGGAUCGAUGCUCUGUUUAGCAACUUCAUGCUAACAUGCGAGCUCGAUCAAGAAGAAGCCCAACAAAAUCUCAACUCGCGUUUUCCAUACGGCAAUAUCUGGCCACCGCCUCACAUCCCUUCAGACCACCAUGUCUCAGGUAGCAGCACGCAAGUAACAUCAGAGGGCAUCUUUGUGAAGACACCAUCGUCUCGACCUCAGCGCCGCGAAGAAGUAUCAGAGCGAUUCUUCCGCAUUCGCCAAUGGAUGGAAAUGGCGGGCGGGUUAUCCCGAAUCGGUAUGGCAGCUGGUUUGGGUGGGAUAUACAAUAUGCUAAGAUUAUCACGCACCGCAGUCGACGGCGGAAUGCCCAACGUUCACGUCGGCGAGGAGCUCAUCACGUACUCCACCCUCGAUCCGAAGUUAUACAUGCCGACUGUGCUAAAGCCGUGGAGGGGAAUCUGGGUUGGCGAUUACAGUACCCAUGGAUGCGAGUUCUUGCUUAUACAUCAACCUGACGAUGAGACGAGCGCUACGGACGAAGAACUUGGUCUUGUGAGACGAAAUUCCGAGGCUGAUGAAGAGUGGGAGGCGAGACGGACUGAAGGACGGACGUUUCAGGGACGGCUGGAGGCUAUUAAAUUAACGGGUGAUCCCAAUGUUCCACGGGGAGAAAUCACGUUUGUAGCUGAUGACAUUGGGCCCGACGGUGUCGUAGACGGUCCACCAGUAGAUCCCUGCUUCCAGGGAAUGAGAGUGGUUCACAGCAAAGGACAUAUUGCAAAUACCGGAUUCGCCUCAGACCGAUAUAUUGAGAGCCAACUUAUAUUCAGGGUGGACAUUGAUGAGCUCCUCAAGGUGUAA
This is a messenger RNA of Fusarium subglutinans, 1443 nucleotides long. RefSeq lists its product as uncharacterized. Lineage: Eukaryota; Fungi; Ascomycota; Sordariomycetes; Hypocreales; Nectriaceae. Gene Ontology annotation, molecular function: protein binding. The transcript has 3 exons. The record is from RefSeq and is a predicted model, not a curated record. Bases 1 to 1443 code for a protein of 480 amino acids.